Messenger RNA from Alligator mississippiensis (American alligator), 822 nucleotides. Its product is annotated as immunoglobulin kappa light chain-like. Lineage: Eukaryota; Metazoa; Chordata; Crocodylia; Alligatoridae. Bases 1 to 822 code for a protein of 273 amino acids. The record is from RefSeq and is a predicted model, not a curated record. The transcript has 4 exons.
AUGCUAGCUGCUGAUGUAACGAGUGAUAAUGCUCCUAGCAACUUGAUGCACCAGUCAGAUACAGAUCUGUGCACAGCAAGAUGGCAGUCCUUGGACCAGACAGACAGGAUAUUUGUGGCCCUCAUGUUCUUCAUCAAGUCCCUGCUUGUUGCAUCCUUAGUGUUGGGAGUCCAGUUACAUCUGCACCAGCCUCAGCGGUUCCUGUUUGUGGAAGUCGGUAGGACAGCAGAGAUCCACUGCUCCUUUGGGGAAGAUGUGGAAGCAGGAGUAAAUGUGCACUGGUAUCUGAGAAGGGCAGGUGAGGUCCCCAAGCGCAUGAAGGACUGUGGGGAUGGUACAAAUGGGAGCAAAUUCGCUUGCAAGCAUCAGAAAUACAGCACAACACUGGAAAUCAGGGACAUCCAAAGGAAUGAGUCUGGCAUUUAUUACUGUGCACAUGCGGACACCAACACCUUGACUUUUGGGAACGGAACCACGGUGAUCGUUGGAGACAGCUUCACCGACAGCAGCUCUGUGCUGCUCCUGGGUCCCAUUGCAGGGGAGAAUGGAGAUAUGGAUCCUGCACAUCUGGCCUGUGUGAUCCGGGGUGUCUCCAACCUGGUCCAGGUGUCCUGGCGUGUUCCUGGAGAGGAGCCAGCCCAGGGGCUGCCGCGCACACUGGAAGCCAGUGCUGGGACCUUAACACUCAUCCAUGGCAUCAGCAUCCCCUGGGCCAGCUGGACCAGUGGGGUGGCCGUCACCUGUGAGGUCACAUUUAACUCAUCUGGCAGCAGCGUUACCAGACACAGCGUGUAUGCUCCAUGUGAGUGGUUCCAUGUUUAA